Daldinia vernicosa is the source of this 1557-nucleotide messenger RNA. Its product is annotated as cytochrome P450. Gene Ontology annotation, molecular function: monooxygenase activity; iron ion binding; heme binding. The transcript is spliced from 3 exons. The record is from RefSeq and is a predicted model, not a curated record. Lineage: Eukaryota; Fungi; Ascomycota; Sordariomycetes; Xylariales; Hypoxylaceae. The coding region runs from base 1 to 1557 and encodes 518 amino acids.
AUGUCUUUCUUCGGGGCCGCAUUCUUAGGCGGGAUUGUAGGCGCCUAUAUGUUUCUACGGGCACUCCUAUACUUUACGCAAGACGCAAAAGAGCCGCCAUCAAUUGCGCACACAAUCCCAUUCAUUUCUCCUAUCUUAGGGAUGGCUACUAAAAAAGCCAACUUCUACACAUUCUCUAACAGAGAUAAGUACAACCUCCCGCUGUACACACUGCGAAUGCCCGGGUCGAGGAUAUACGUUAUCAACUCUACUUCUCUCAUUCCCGCAGUGCAGCGCCAGUUCCGCACAUUGGCAUUUACUGCUCUAGAGUCAAGAUUGGCUCGAGAUUUAAUGGGCGUCAGUAAAAGCACGCACGACAUUAUAUCUCACAAUCUUGUGCGCGACGAGGGGUAUCUAAUGACAUUCCCUAAAUUUAUCCAUUCCGCUGUCAGUGCUGGGCCGGGACUGGAUGCUAUGAAUAGGAGAUCGGUUGAAGUGCUAGCCGAGUCUUUGGAUAGACUGUCGGGUAAGGGGCCCGUGACGACUAAAAUGUUCGAAUGGACGCGCCAUGAGCUAUUAAUAGCGACCACGGAAGGCGUUUAUGGCCCCAAUAAUCCUUUUCGCGAUCCAGCUAUGGAGGGGGCUUGGUACAAAUUCGAACCGGGCAUCAUGAUGUUCGUGUUAAAGCUCUGGCCGCAGUUCCUUGCCAGGCAGAGCUUCGAGGCCCGUGAAUACAUGGGUAAGGUCUGGGAGCGCUACUUUGAAUCCGGCGCGUAUAAGAAAGGCUCCGAACUUGUCCAAUGUCGGGUCAAGAUCAACGAAGAUUUCCAAAUUCCUAUUAAACAGACAGCUAAAAUCGAAGUGGGCGGUUCGUUUGCCAUCCUUGGUAACACCCUGCCAUCUACUUUCUGGAUGAUAUAUCAUAUCUUCUCUGACCCCGUAGUUCUGGAGGACAUCAGAACUGAGCUAUAUGAGCACGUAAAGGAAGUAGAUGGGGUAUGCACUAUUGAUCUUGCGGACGUCAAAGGUUCCUGUCCUAUCUUAUUCUCUACAUUUAAGGAGAUGUUUCGCUAUAACGCGAUAGGUGUCUCCGCUCGCAUCGCAAUGGAGGACCACAUGCUCGAUAAUAAGUACCUCAUCAAGAAGGGGAGUACAGUGAUGAUUCCAUCCAGAGUUCAACAUUCCGUCCCAUCGGUAUGGGGCGAAACAGUAAACGAAUUUCACCAUAAGAGAUUCAUACGACAGCCCGGAAUCAAGGCACCCAACCCUAUUGCUUUCCGUGGCUUCGGUGGGGGUACUACUCUGUGUCCGGGACGGCACUUUGCGUCCACUGAAGUCUUGAUGUUCUCUGCCCUAAUGGCUCUGCGGUUUGACAUUUUUCCAGUAGGCGGGAGAUGGUUGAGACCCACGACGAACAAGUCGCCCCUAGUAGCAGCGGUUCCUGUUCCGGAUUGGGACAUAGAUGUUGAAAUCCGCCCUCGGGAUAGCAGGAAGUGGAAAGUCUCAUAUUCUGGCUGCAAUACGGACUUGGAGAUUUCGGUAGAAGAUAUUGGAGGAGUCAAGUCGGACGUGCCCUAG